Capronia epimyces CBS 606.96 is the source of this 1083-nucleotide messenger RNA. RefSeq lists its product as uncharacterized. The coding region runs from base 1 to 1083 and encodes 360 amino acids. NCBI's taxonomy places the organism in Eukaryota, Fungi, Ascomycota, Eurotiomycetes, Chaetothyriales, Herpotrichiellaceae. The record is from RefSeq and is a predicted model, not a curated record. The transcript has a single exon.
AUGUCUCCCAAACUCAAGUGGUCGCCGUCGUCUCUCCCGUCUCUUGAUGGACGCACAUACGUCGUAACCGGCGGUAACACCGGGAUCGGGUACUGGACGGUCCAUCACCUCGCGCUGCAUGGCGCGACGGUGUACAUGACAUCGCGCUCGGCCGAGAAGGGCCAGACUGCAAUAUCGUCCCUCUCGUCAUCCAUCCAGGCAGCAAACCCCGAGAUCAAGCCGGUGAUUCAUUUGGUGGUGAUGGAUCUGAUGUCGCUUCAAUCCGUGAUCCAGGGCGCACGUAUGAUCCGGUCUCAAUGCAGCCAGCUGCACGGGAUGGUGAACUCGGCGGGCAUCAUGGCGACGCCGUUCCUGCUGAGCGACGACGGCUACGAGUCGCAGUUCCAGACCAAUUACUUGGCACACUGGCUCUUGACGUGGCAUCUCCUGCCUCUUCUCGAGUCGACCGCCAGUGCCAGUGCGCCGCUGUCCCCCGCGGGUAGCGUGCGCGUGGUCAACGUCAGUUCGACAGGACACUCGGCCGCGCCCAAGGGAGGCAUCGAUUUCGCCGACCCCUCGCUCCGGAACGCUUUCACCUUCCGCCGCUACGGGCAGAGUAAGCUGGCCAACAUCCUCCACGCCACGGCGUUGCAGGCGCGAUAUACGCCCACAACCGCCAUAGCAAGUGAGCGCACGCCCACAACCAGUCCGACUACCACUACCACUACCAUAGCCAGUGAGCGCAAUCCUUCUCCUUCGGCCGCGGCGCAAUCGCAAUCGCCAACCCCGCAGAUCUACGCGCUCUCCCUCCACCCAGGCAAUGUCGACACCCAACUCAACACCAAGAGCUGGGGAGCAUCCAUCACUCCGGUCCUCCGCUGUCUAGGCGUAUACAUCACCCCGGAACAGGGCAGCUUCAACUCCCUGUGGGCGGUGGCCAGUCCUAGCGUCACGGCGGAAAUGGAAAUGGGCGCCGGCUACUUCAUCCCGGUGGGUCGGAAGACGGCGCCGAGCAAGCUGGCCCAAGACGCGGUGCUGGCGACCCGCCUUUGGGCCUGGACUGAAGAGGAGAUGAGGCACAAGGGCUUGCUGGAGCCUCUGUAG